Messenger RNA from Athene cunicularia (burrowing owl), 5802 nucleotides. RefSeq names its product crumbs 2, cell polarity complex component (gene CRB2). The record is from RefSeq and is a predicted model, not a curated record. Gene Ontology annotation, molecular function: calcium ion binding. Gene Ontology annotation, biological process: heterophilic cell-cell adhesion; establishment or maintenance of epithelial cell apical/basal polarity. Lineage: Eukaryota; Metazoa; Chordata; Aves; Strigiformes; Strigidae. Gene Ontology annotation, cellular component: protein-containing complex; plasma membrane. Bases 117 to 4697 code for a protein of 1526 amino acids. The transcript has 13 exons.
CGGAGCCGCUGCCGGCAGGAGAGCGGCCUCUCCCCAGUCCGUGAUGCGGGCUCGGCCGCUGUCUGCUGGCCUCCAACUCCCCAGAGGUUUUUAGAACCGCCACCCUUAGACUUGUCAUGGAAUUAAAGAAAACUACCUCCAGGGCGCACAGUGCUGCUCUCCUGCUGCCACUUUUCCUCUUACUUUGGGGAACUUCAUACUCUGAAAAUGACAGCAGCUGUUCCUCAUCCCCAUGUAAGAAUGGUGGGAGCUGUACGGAUUUGGAAGCGGGUUACAAGUGCACCUGCCCCGUGAAGCCAGUAGCCUACGUGGGCAUAAACUGUGAACACCUCUAUGAUGCGUGUGUUAAACAUGAGUGUCCUGCCGACUGGAUCUGCAGCAGGACUGCAGGACUCCUGGAAUACAAAUGCAUCUGUGUGCCUGGCUUCACAGGUACCGAUUGUGACGCUGAUAUUAAUGAGUGUGCGAGCAACCCGUGUAAAGACCCUCGGUUUGAAUGUGUGGAUAGUGUAGAUGGAUACACCUGUAAAUGCCAAACAGGACUGAAUGGAGACAGCUGCCAAACAGAAAGAUCUGUGUGCUCCAGCCAGCCCUGCCUAAAUAACGGGACAUGUGUCGAGGGUCCUGGGGACUACACCUGCGUCUGCCAGCCUGGCUUCACCGGGGCCAACUGUGGAGAUGACAUCGACGAGUGUGCCUCCAGGCCCUGCCAGAACGGAGCCAUCUGCCGAGACAGGGUGAACGAGUACGGCUGUUUCUGUGUGCCUGGCUUCCAGGGCUACAACUGUGAGAUAGACAUCAACGAGUGUGCGUCCCGGCCCUGCAAAAACAACGGCACCUGCCUGAACGAGAUGGAUCACUACUUGUGCCAGUGCAGCCCCGGCUACACAGGUAUAAACUGUGAUGCUGAAAUAGAUGAAUGCGAUUCAGACCCCUGCCAGAAUGGGGCCUCGUGCAAUGACCAUGUUGGGUUCUACACCUGCACCUGUGCCCCAGGGUACCAGGGGAUCCACUGUGAGGUGGACAUCAACGAAUGUGUGAGCCAGCCGUGCCAGCACAACGGGACCUGCCAUGACCUCGUUAACGGCUACCGUUGUGACUGCAGUGACACAGGCUUCGAGGGGGACCAGUGUGAGUUGGAUAUCCUGGAGUGUGCCUCUGCACCCUGUCAGAACAGCGCCACGUGUGUGGAGGGGAUCAAAAACUACAGCUGUGCCUGCUGGCCAGGGUACGCAGGGCAGCACUGUGAAGAGGAUGUGGAUGAGUGUGCGACAGGUCCCUGUCACAACGGAGGCGUGUGCUUUGAGCGAUCCAACCAAGCCUAUUAUGGAACAAGACCUGACUUCCCCAGCAAUUUCAGCUAUAGCCAAGCUGCCGGUUUUCUCUGUUGGUGCCAGCCAGGCUUUGCAGGGGAGACCUGCUUUACUGACGUUGAUGAGUGCGAGUCCCAGCCGUGUCAGAACGGAGGGCUCUGCCAGGACCUCGUUAAUGGCUUCCUUUGCCGUUGCCCACCGGGUUAUUCAGGUGUGGAAUGUGCUGUUAACAUCAAUGAGUGUGAGGAGGGUCCCUGCAAGAAUGGAGCUGUCUGUGAGGAUGGCAUUGCUGACUAUACCUGCCACUGUGCCCCUAGCCAGGAUGGCACUGUAUGGGGAGGGAAGAACUGCUCUGUCAAGCUCACUGGGUGCCAGACGCACGACUGCCAAAAUGAGGCCUUGUGCAUCCCAACCUACCAAGCUGAGAGCCACGGCCACCUGUGCCAGUGCCAGCCUGGUUUCUAUGAUGCCACAUGCUCAACACCAACAACAUUUUCCUUUGCUUCCAGAGGGUAUCUCCUCGUUGAGCUGCCCGUGAACAAUGAGAGCAGGAGGGACGUAGCAGGAGAUCAGCUUGCCAGCGUGUCCCUCCGGUUCCGAACCACCUUGCCCAGUGCUAUCCUUUUUUACCGAGGCCAUGAAGCUGAGUACUUGUUCCUGGAGCUCUUCGAUGGCAUUCUGCGUGCAGGACUGAAGAGGGAGGAUGUUGGGUACACGCUGCUCCUGGAGGGGCUGAGAGUUGAUGAUGGCCAGUGGCAUAAAGUUGAAGUUGCUCUGCACAGCUCUGUGCAGCUGAAGCUCUGGCAUGACUCUUGCGACGCCGGUGUCUGCCUGCGCAGCUCUCCCGUCCUGCACGGCGCUGCUCGGGUCCCGCAGGCCUUCCUGAACAUGUAUGUUGGGGGUGCCGAGCAUCCAAUGGCCAACAACACAUGGAGCCAGCAAGGCUUUGUUGGCUGCCUGGAGGACUUUCAGGUAGAUGCCGAAGCUCUGCUGCCGGCGGCUCUGCUUGGGGGCGAGUCCUCCCCGGCGCAGCAGGGCUGUGACCGUACGGAGUGGUGCCUCUCCCGGCCCUGCUUUCACGGAGGCCUGUGUGUGGACCUUUGGACAACCUUCAGGUGCGACUGUUCUAGGCCUUAUGGGGGCCCGGCUUGCUCGUACGAACGCCCCGCAGCAACAUUUGGCCUAGAGAAUUCCACCAGCUUUGCCUCUCUCGUCCUUUCUGAGAGCCUUGAUGCAAACUUCAGCAUCUCCUUUUUCAUGCGUAGUCGGAAACCUAACGGUUUGCUAUUGCAAAUCCGCAACGAAACCGACCCCUGCCUCACCAUAUACUUGAAGAAUGGCAAGCUGAAGAUAGAGAUGUUAUCUGCAGCUACUGUCACAUUCCCAGAAAAUUUAGUUGAUGGGAGAAGACAUUUGGUAGCUCUGUCUUUCCAAGGAGGAAUUGUUGGUGCUCACCAAUCAGACACAUACGUGGAGCUAGGACGGCUCGUGGCAGGACCUCUUCUAGCUGGUUAUGAAGUGUAUAUUGGUGGACAUCCUAACCCAGACAGCGCUGAUACGUGGGGAGGCUAUUUUAAAGGCUGUUUGCAAGACAUCCAGCUGAACAGCCACCAAAUACAGCUUGUUCAGGUUGAGAACUACAGUCUGCCACAGGAACUCAAUGGGACUCAAAAUGGAAAUCUGGUUACGGGUUGCAUCUCUGAUAACACCUGCAAGUCUGAACCAUGCCAGAAUGGUGGCAGAUGCAUGGUCACUUGGAAUGAUUUCCAUUGCAGCUGUCCAGCAAAUUUUACUGGGAAAUUUUGUGAGGAGAGAGUCUGGUGUGAAAGUGACCCAUGCCCUGAAGCUACCACUUGUAUAGAUGUUCUAGCAGGAUACGUGUGUCUGGCUAAUGCAACAUUUAAUAGUGAGGCUGCCAUUGAGUUUACCACCAAUACCUCGGUGACUCGAACUCUGAGCAGCCUCCACGUGGAUUUCAGGACCAGGGAUGAAGAUGCUGUUUUGCUUCGGGCUGUGGAAGAGGUGGAUUCCCUCCAGAUAGCCAUUAAGAACUCCUCCCUGGUUGUUGACAUCAGGAGCGGGAACAGCAUCGAAGGCAUCAGGUUCGUGAGCCAGGAGGCGGUGACGGACGGGGCCUGGCACAGCUUGGCCGUGGCCAUGGAGGAGCCGGCUGCGCCCGCCUCCGCGUGGCUGCUGCGCUUGGACGGCGCCGGGAACGUCACCCUGCAGGGGAGCGCCGGGAGCUUGGACUUCCUGAAGAACCAGGCGCCGGUCCUUGUGGCCGAAAACUUCACCGGGUGCCUGGGACGGGUGCAGGUAGGGGGGAUCCACCUGCCCCUCGCUGCGCCCCUCUCGUACCCCCAGGCCGAGCAGUUCUGGCGCGUCGGCCGAGGCAGCGUCCGGCUGGGCUGCGCCGGGGCCGACGUCUGCGCUUCCAACCCCUGCCUCAAUGCUGGCACCUGCCAGGACUUGUUCAACUCCUUCCGCUGCGCCUGCGGCGCCGGCUGGGGGGGGCUGCUCUGCCAGGCCGACAUCGACGACUGCCAGUCGGGCCCCUGUGUUCACGGGGACUGCGUCGAUGCGGUGGCCGACUUCCAGUGCGAAUGCUUCCGGGGCUUCAUCGGGAAGACGUGCGACAUCAACGUCGAUGACUGCGUGCGGCACCAGUGCCUCAAUGGAGCCACCUGCAUCGAUGGGGUGUACGGCUACUCCUGCAAGUGCCCCCCUCAGUAUUCGGGACCUCACUGCGAGUGGCCGUUCCCACCGGAGCAGUGCGGGGAGAACUUCACCUGCCUGAACGGCGGCGAGUGCGUCAGCGAGAGCUGGGGAGCCAACUGCUCCUGCAGGCCGGGUUUCACGGGAAGGAAUUGUCAAAUUAAUAUAAACGAGUGUGAUCCAAACCCUUGCCAGAACGGAGGUACGUGUCAAGACUCUGAGAACAAAUACGAGUGUUUGUGCAGCUCCAGCUACACCGGAGAGCGCUGCGACAUUAACCAGCCGGUCUGGGCCCAUCUUAGCAACUCCUCCGUGGUGGGCGCCGUCGGGGCGGCGGGGGCUGCCCUGCUCCUCGCAGUUGUUGCAGGCAGUUGUUGCAGCCACAGCCAUUGCCAUGAAGAGGAGGAGAGCAACUCAGGGAACAUACAGCCCGAGCCGUCAAGAGAAAGAUGGGGCGCGAGUGGAAAUGUGGAACGUGAUCAAGAUGCCACCGACCGAGCGGCUGAUCUAAGAACCGGGGUCAUCCCUAAACUCACGGAGCUGCUGCAGCGUGUGGGUCGCUGCUCUCGGGGGCGGUGCCGUAGGACAGCUCUGUCCUGCUCCGAACUGCUUCACAGGCUGCAGGAACUGCCUGCCCGGCCUCGGCAGGAGCCUCAACUGCUUGAAUGAGCUUGGUUAGUGUAGUGCAUCCCAUAAAUGAUUUGUGUAAAAAAAGUUCUGGAGGGGGCAGUGGGGGUGAGGAGGGUUGUGGCGGCAGCACGGGUCCAGGGGAGGUGGGACGGGAGGCGGCGGCAGGCACCCCCAGGGGCUGGGCCUGAUUGUGGGGCUCCCGGCAGGUCGAGGGGCCGGAGGUGAAACCACUGCGCUCAGAACUAACGUGAAUAACGUGGUGGUGUCAGAGCCCACGUGCCUGGGCGAGGGUCCGGCAGGAGAGAGCUCCUAGAGCCGCUGCCCCGGGUCGGAUGACGUUACCAGACAGCGAGUACCAGCCUGCUCUACUGGACGCUUCCGAGACUGAACCCCAGGAAUGGUUUAAGUGCCUUUCUGAGACUGAGUUGCCAGUGACAUUAUUAAUUGAGGGGAGGAUGUUUGUAUGUAGAAAAACGCAUCACUUCCUCGGGCAGGCUUCGCACCAGGUGGAGGGGAGGCGCUGGCUGGUCUCCCCAUCUGCUCCCGGUGGUGGAAGAAGCCCAGUGGCUGCGCAGAGCCCUGUCCCCGGCGCCGCGGGCUGGGCCCUGCACAGGAGGGGAACGGAGGUCACGAAGGCGUGACCUUGGGCACGAAGCCAGGGUGCGUGGGGUGGUGAGACACGGCAUUCACUUUCCACGUUGCCCUAAAAAAAAGAUCCUGAUUUUUGUGACUUUGCUUCUCCUUUGUUACUGUUUUAGUGUGCUUUUUCUUCAGCAUAAUGUGGCAGAGCCUGUGGAAAGAAAUGCAGCAGAGCAGGACGACUAAGGUCCAAAAUCAUUAGCAUUUCGGGAUAAUUACUACAACUAUCAAUGAGAAGUAUUUUAGAAAGCAGUGUCUGCUUUUUAAUCUCCAAAACACUAUUAAUAAGCAGGGUGUGAAUCUGCCCACCAUAGCUAAUUUGCCAGUGGAAGAAAAUUCUGUUUUGCUUUUGGAUUUUGUUUUGUUUCGUUUUACUGUAGCUGUCAAUUUUUCUGUAAUUCUAAGCAAAGGGAAGAGCAUGAAACUACUGAUCAGGGCUGUCUGCUUAGGUUUUCUGCACACACGCAACUGCUGCUACAGGAUGAAGAAUAAAAAUUCUGGAAAA